Didymodactylos carnosus is the source of this 975-nucleotide messenger RNA. Lineage: Eukaryota; Metazoa; Rotifera; Eurotatoria; Philodinida; Philodinidae. The record is from the annotation of a GenBank genome assembly.
AUGACUGUACUUCAGAGUGUCACCGACUGUGGCGUUAUAAGACGAAUUAUCAACAUCUUUCGAUGGAAAACAUUUCGUAUGAUUUCUAUGUUUAUCCUAACUCUUGGAAUCGGACUGUCAAAGGUCGUUUUCGGUAUCAAAUCCAAUUCUCAAUUGGCCGUUGCAGAUGGUUUAUACAAUCUUGCCGAAGCUAUCUCUCUCAUAGGUGCACUCUUUGCACUUCGUUAUGCACUGAGAGAACGACAGAUACAUAAACGAAAUACAUUUGGGUGGGCUCGACUUGAAUUGUUAGCGGGACUUCUGCAAGAAGUUUUGUUACUGUCAUUGUCCAUUGGAAUUGUUGUCGAUGCAAUUAAUCGCCUGAUCAAUGCACAAGAGGUCGAAGGACCACAAGCAAUGAUAAUUUUGGGUGCAGUGGGCGCUGGCAUUGGUCUCUUGGGAUUGCUUAUGUUUAGAACUUAUAAACAUGACCAUGAUUUAGGCGCCGAGAUUGAGGAGAAGAAGAAAUCGGAUUUUGUAAACACAACAAAAGAUACAAUGAACGUUCUGAGAAGAGAGUCAGACGUUUCGCAGAUGAAUAUGAAUAACAACAACAACAAUAGCCCCAUCAGUCAGAAAAGACAGCCAAUGUCACAAGCUCCUCAAAUUUUUAUUACAGAAGCUGAAUCUCCAGCAAGAAAAACUUCAAAUCCACUUUCGAAACUCCAUUCCGAAUGGUCUAAGUCACUUCAUCACAUAUCUCAUCUCAUCCGUCACCACGAUGAACAACCUGAAGAUAAUGAUAAUGAUGUAAAAGUAAUAAGACAUCAAUUGGACGUGUCAAAUGGUUAUAUUGCGGCAGGACGACGUGAUUCGAAUAUUUCGAAUAUUUCUGCCUACAGUUACGUUUCUGAUACAUUAGACGCUGAUUUUGAAAAUUCAAGACUUUAUGCAACAUUACAUGCACUCAUGAUCCAUUCAGUAGUAAGUGUUUAA